This is a messenger RNA of Porites lobata, 8016 nucleotides long. Lineage: Eukaryota; Metazoa; Cnidaria; Anthozoa; Scleractinia; Poritidae. The record is from the annotation of a GenBank genome assembly.
UGGCGGACAAGCAUGAGUUUUGAGGUUACAAUAUUGAAAAAUUCGUGAUCACGAAAUGGGUUACGGGCUAAAACUUUUGGCUUUAUUCUCUUUUGUCUCGUUUCUCUAUGUUGCGGGAAUUUUUCUCUUCACGCGCGGUUUUCUUCUCAAGCGACUGGUUAUCAACGAAUACAGCCAGUGCAAGGAAACCCCUAACUUUUUGCUCUCGGAUAUACAAUAUUCGAGUGAUGCUGACGGAUGCUGGCUUAAGAAGAGAUACGAAAAGGCCGUGAUCCUCAUCAUCGAUGCCUUACGCUACGAUUUUACGGUAUACAAUGAGACGUUAGACGAGCAAGAGCCUCUACCGUACCGUAACAAGUUGAAAGUCAUUCAUGAAGUGUUGGAGAAAAAACCUGAAAAUGGAGCGCUCUUCCGGUUUGUCGCUGAUCCUCCGACCACUACAAUGCAGCGGCUGAAGGGAAUCACAACUGGUGAGAUACCUAGGGCUCUUUUAGUUGGACCAUAUAAUAAGCUGCUACAAGUAGGCCAGGACAUGGAAAAAAUAAGCAGUUUAUACUUGUGUUUUCUUAAACGACCAUACUAGCCAGGGAAACAGCUGACCUCCUAUUAAGGCUGGUUUUUACCAACUGUGGAAUCGAGAGUUCGCGACAAAAUAAAAGCAGCCGAGAAAGCAGCCAAAAUUUCCUGAAAAUGAAAUUUAAGAAAACGGAGGCAUAAAAAGAUUUAUAUGUUCAACAGACUUAAGGUCACAAGAAUCAGAAUGUUUCUGUUUUCUUUGUUGCCUUUAUUUCAUCCAUUCAUUCAUUCAGUCAGUCAUUCAGCCAUUCGUUUGUUUGUUCAUUCGUUCAUUCAUUCAUUCAUUCAUUCAUUCAUUCUGUUACUGAUAAAUUCAAUAGUGCAUGACCCAGAUGACAGCAGGUAGUUUAACAAACUAUUAUUGAGAAGAAAGAGAAAUCUAAUAGCAGAAAGCUCAGAAAAAUUUCGAAGCUCCAGAUGAGAUUCGAAGUCACGACUCUCUGAGUUCUAGAUUGGGUGCCCUGUUCUCAAAUCUAAUACAGGCUACAUGGCUAGAAGGGUAAAAAUUUAAUUAUAUUAUUAAACCAGCUGUGGUGAACUGUUGCAAAAUUUAUCUCCCACAACAUCUUUUUCAGGAAGUCUACCUACAUUUGUAGAUGCUGGAAGAAACUUUGCCAGCUCAAAUAUCACGGAAGACCACAUUAUUUCUCAGCUGAAAUCUUUGCAGAAAAACAUAACCUUUAUGGGUGACGACACUUGGGAAAGUCUAUUCCCUGGCUUGUUCCACAAGUCCUAUCCAUUCCCAUCAUUUAAUGUCAUGGAUCUACACACAGUAGACAAUGGAGUCAUUGCACAUUUGAUUCCAGAACUAAAGUCAAAAGACUGGGAUGUGCUGAUUGGACACUUUCUUGGUGUUGACCAUUGUGGGCACAAAUAUGGUCCUAAUCACCCUGAAAUGGCCUCUAAGCUUACUCAGAUGGACACCAUAUUACGGUACAGUGUACGUAGUGUUAAAAACAAGCCAUGGGCUCAUAAAACUUCGUAAGGUGUUUAGGAAGGCUUAAAUACAUACAUGCAGAAGCUUUGUAGGAAUCCCCUUUAUAUAUGACUGGGAUGCCUGUCUGAGAAGUCAACAAAACCCUCCUUAAAAGUCAACAAAUUGUUGUUUUGUGGGUGUGGCUAAAAGUUCAUUUGGAUUGUAUGCUUUACAAGUAACUGAACAGUAACGGUGGCUCAAAAACUCAUGGGCUAACUAUUGGCUUAUUUAUGGUCAUUGGCCAGCUCGUAACUUUCUUUCAUCGUAAGUUAUUGUUAUCAUUACUAUGUCCUUUUAUUACACAUCCUUUCGUGACAUUUUUUGCGUUUUUUUCUUCAUACUCCCUUACAGCUCAGCAAACACAUCUUAACAAAUGGACAGACAGUGUCAAUUUUUCUGUCACUUUUGAGGAAAAAAUUUUUGAUAUUGUAUUCCCUUGAAGCUUUUCUUAUUCUUUUACUGGAUUCUUGUAUCUGAGCCAAAACAACAAAGGCAAUAAAGCUUUUUGCUACAUGGUUACUUAUUUAUGUUGCAGUGAUGUGAUUGAAACACUGGAUGAAGAUACAGUGUUGUUUUUGAUGGGUGACCAUGGUAUGACACGUACUGGUGACCAUGGCGGUGACAGUAAUGAUGAGGUGGAUGCUGCUCUAUUUGUCUACUCACCAAAGCCCCUUGUCACUUGCAACAUGAAAUGGGUGAGUGUGUACAAUUGGUUAAAUAACUAUCUUUUUAAAGCCAAGUUGAUUUCAAAAUUUAUCCAUCAUCCACGCGUCAAAUGCCACAUUAGUUCACAGGCAAUGGCAAUAUUUGGCUCAUACAUGAUUUAAAAACAAACAAACAAAGUUCACAUUAGAAUUUAAUGCUGGCUCACAGCCAAUGUUUCUUCAGAGGUUUGGAGCCCAGCCAGCCUGGAAAGAAGCUGUAUUUUUGGGUUAUCACACGCAAAAAGCGUUGCUCAUUCAUGCAAGAUUCAAGCGGUCUCAUGCGAGGAGCAUUUUCUCUCACACGGAAAAUACGAAGGUUCUUAGUGCGAGGUGAAAUAGUACAAAAGCAGGAGCCAUCAUCGUGGCUAAUGGAGGAUGGGUAUUUCAUAGAAAGCAGGCAUACACUUCUGUUCCUUUUUUUUUUCCUUUGAACCAUCAUUUCCAUAACUGUAUUUGUUUCUAUCUUCCUUUGUUAUGCUUAGAAAAGAACCACAAAAGUCUCUCAAAUCGACCUAGUCCCAACCUUCUCUCUGCUUCUUGGCCUUCCAAUUCCUUUUGGUAGCUUAGGGACCAUUAUACCGGAUCUUUUUUGUCACGAAGAUGCAGUGAUCUCUGAAGCUCUUUCAACAAACCACCUCAACCGUUCAAAAUUACGAGAAGUCCUAAACUUUCUACAGAGAAUUGCAGCUUUUGAGCUUAAUGCUAAACAAGUUCACAGAUAUCUCUCUACAUACACUUCGCUCUCAACGGAAAUCUCCAUGAGUGCACUUAAAGAACUCGAAAGAAUCUUAAACAACGCAACUUCAUUUGUUUCCGAAAUUAAACACGUGAUGGACCGCGUUGAAGGUGUCGAGGGGUUAACUGAAAAACUAACUGACGAAGAACUGGUGCAUCUUCAUGAAAGAUUGACCUAUAGCGAGGAAUUGUUCGUUGAUUAUCUCUCGCGGGCAAAGGCGUUAUGUCAAUCAUUGUGGGCAAAGUUCGAUCUGAAUUUGGUAUAUGCUGGUAUCUCUGUGUUAUUUAUUGCUAUUACCUCAGUGGGGGUGAUAUUGGUUAACAGGAAUGUGAAGUUGUCAGUGCUGGUGAUAGUUUCUUUAUUAAGCCUCGUUAUUUCCUCCGUAGUAACUUCAUUUAACUGUGAAGUCGUUAUCGUCAUUAUUACCUUUUUUAUUUCCGGAUUAAUACUUGGCGUUUCUGUCUUUCUUCGGAGGAUGAUCGUUAAAAAGACUUUGGAAAGCAAUGGCGGCUUCUUUAAAAGACUUUCUGCAGACAGCAUUUUAGCACUGGCUUUAUGCGUUUUUCAAUUUGCUGCCUCGUUUUCUAACAGCUUUGUGGUGAAUGAGGACAAAAUUGUCGCGUUCUUCAUUCAGGCAUUAAUCACAGUUAAAUGUGUUCAGGGCCUAUGGAAAUCUGGCCUGUGGGAAAACAGAAGACUCUUGCAAAGACAGAGUUUAAAGAAAUCUGGGAAAAAGGAGGCAAGGCGGCCCAGUGUAAAUGGGUUUCUUAUAAGGCUGUCUCUUACAUGGAUAACCUUUGAAAUUAUUACUAGAACUGCGGAAGGUCUGAAAGGUUGUAGAGAAGAACAGUGGUAUUGCGUGCCUUCAGAUUUUCUUAAACCAUUAUCUGCUUUAACAGAGGAAAGUUCUGCGUCAAGUAACCGCUUUUUACUUACCGUACUUUGCACGGGCGUGGUCCCGCUUUCUGUCCAGCAAUGGCUUCGUUACCAAGGAAACUUAAACGGACCUUCGUUUUUAGUAUUGUGCGUGAAGUACGCUCUGCCGUUCUCUUUUUUAUUAAUGUGCGCUCACUGGGCUUUACAGAUUGUCCCGCAGGAAAUGAAUUCUUUGCUGCCGGAAAUUCAACUCUGGCAGCAAAUCAUUCUGCCACAGGUGGUCUACUGUCUUUGUGUCGUGACAUUCGUAUGCCUUCUGUACUCACCACUGUGUAUCUACACCGUUUUCAGAGGAAGAAAAAAUUCGUGGACGGAGACUAUUGACUCCUUGCAGAAUGUCGAAGAUAGCUCUAAAAUAAUCCAUGCGUUAUUUAGAGAGAUUAAGCAGAAAAUGGAUGAUGUAGAUGGCAAAAAACAUCAUGUUGAAGAUGGUACUAGAGAUGGAGAAUCCACGCCAAUGGUUUACGGUUUAGCAACUGUAUAUUCAUCUGCAGUCUUGGUUUUAUCCUUGGCUAUUUUAUUGCCUUUGAUGAUGCUACUUGGUAAUGGAAUGUCAUUGUCUUUGGCUUUGAUGUGUGCACAAAUCCUCCUGUUGUUGGAGGUUCAUGGACUGUCUCAAGAUCUCGAAUCACAAAAGAUUGAUGGCAGUAUUCCAGGUUAGUUCGGCGUUAUCACACGGUGCUUAUUUCAGCUCAGUGGCGCUAGAUUUUGCGUGUCACUUCUUCAAAAAAUAGUUCUUUUACAUGUAGAAGCCAUGUAAUAAUGAAGUGUUUGUUUGUCCUACCACCCUCUUCUAACUAUUUGUCCGUUUAGAAACGAAAAGGGAACUGGGACGAAUUAACUUUCGCAAAGAGUUCUGGAACUAUUAUUAGCGACAGGGAAAAAAAUAGGCCAUUUCCGAGUUGCAAAAAAUCUCACCUUCAAAACGAGGCUAGGUGCGAAACCUUUGUUGUGAAAAUGAGUUUUAUUUGCAUCAUAAUUAAAAAUCAUUUUCAUAUCAAUAGCUUCGCACUUAGCCUCGCUUUGAAAGUGAGAUUUUUUUGAACUCGAAAAUGGCCUAUUGGCCAAAAGCUGACCUGCGCAUUCCCAGAAGCAAUUGCGGGACGCAUCUCGACCCCAGUUUCCUUCGCAUUUCUAAAGUUUCGACUGCUCUCCGGAAGUACUCUUUUGUAGAGCUACAUAUAUCAGUCGGCCAUCAGACAAUGUCCGACUAAAAUUACCCAUGUUCGACUAAAACCCUCGCCGGAGUCGGACAUGAUGACCACACUGUCCAAGUGCCAAAGACUGUCGUUUUGACGUCGAAGAUUUGCGUUGUAUUUAAAGAAAUUAAAAGGAAAUGCAAUGUAUUAAUGUAUGACCCAAAGAUUUUUGGCGCGUUCGACUCAAACGGAGACUUGGUGGGACAUACGUUCUUUCUGAAAAGAUAAAUUAUAUGCAGCACGGUUUAGAUCUGGACGUUUCGACUCCGGUACUUGUCUUCCUUUAUUCCUUGCUCAUACAUAGUGAUGUCAUCAAGUUUACAAACACUGCCAACUUCAAUUGUAAAAGUGAAGUCAUCAACCCUAAUUGUUUACUCAAUGCUGCUUUAUCAGAUCCCUCGUGGAGCGUAGUUGUCCUGUGGCACUUCCUCGCGUCAUAUUACUUCUACUGCACAGGACACCAGGCUACAAUCCCCUCUAUACGGUUCGAGGCUGCUUUUAUUGGCUUUCCAGGAGAUAUGGAAAAUAUCGUUUUACCAGGUUAGUCAGAGAGCUGUAUACUAACAUGCUCCGGCAAAGCUGUGAGAUUUCCUACAAAUUACACCACGUUAUAGUUAAACCAAGGCCGAAUUGACUUCAGGGACGGAAUCAUACUCUUAAUGCUGAGAUUAAUUACCGUGUACUCGUUAGUUUUGACAGCCCUGUUUAUUGUUUAUUGUUUAUUGUUUUGUUUGCCAAAAAUUAAACAAAUCAAAUAAAAUCUAAUUACCUUAACUCUCAUGGCGAGGAAGCUCAAGAGAAGCCACCGGGCUUAUAAGGAAUGGGCUCCCUCAGUUAGAUAAGUAGAACAAAAUAUUAUCAUAAUUACACACGGGAAAAUCAAUGGCAGAGCUACAGUAAAUCUUAAAAUAAGUAUAUUAGAUAGUCGUACUAAUCAUAGUUCUAGGCUGAAAAAAGCGAAAUGACAAAAAGAAAAAAACAAAACAAAACAAAAGAAAAUAAAAUAGCAAAGGAAGAAAAAAAAAUACAUAUAUAUGUAUAUAUAAGUUACUAUUUAUGAUAAGAGGAAUGCUUUCAGCUUACAGCAAAAGGAAGCGGUACUUGUUGCAUUUCGAAUUUCAAAACUAAGAGAGUUAAAAAAUUUAGGACCUUGGAAACUGAUGGAGAACUUUCUUAUAUUAGUCCUGCAUUGUGGUAAAUAAAAAUGCUCCGAACUUCUAGUGCCAUAAGAAUGCACCUGGCGUGUCACCAGAAACAUGUUAAAAGAGGAAAGAAUACAACUUCGAACCCUUUUCUUAUCCCGAGACUAAACUAACAUGUUUUUUUUUUGCUCAAGUUUCUUUCAUUCUCGUGACAAGUAAUAUAGCCAUUCUAUUGGUCUAACAAAUGUUCACCUUUUCAAUUCAAAUUUCAGGUCUUCUUAUUCUCCUCAACACAUUCGCCGGGCCAGUCUUUUUUGCCGUUAGUCUUCCUCUUCUCCUGUUUUGGCCCCAAAUUCCGAACCGUCUACUAGGGACUGGUAACAAGAAUGGACAGCAGUCAAGUAAAGGAGAAUUUGAUUGGAUCGAAGCCCCGGAACUGCUGAGAACCCGGAUGUUUCGCCUCAUUGUCAUGUACCAGAUGCUUAAUGGCGUUAAGGUUGUUCUAUAUUUCCCUUUUGAAAAUGGAUUCCAGUCUUUGUUUCUGUCGCAGUCUGUUUCUGUCGCAGAACUUCCUAGCCCAUAGCCGUUCCCUUUCCUGAUUAUUUUGGGACAAAUGCAAUAAUUUCUAGCAAUGAAAUCGCGUGAGAGGAAACCUAAUAAUCUUGUAGCCUUUGAAAUCUUUACUGAGCGCGCAGUAAAAACCUUUGUUAGAUGUAGAGGGCAGUUCGCGUCCUUUUCCGCUUACAUUUGAAGUACGAAAUUUUUGACCGUACAGUAAGAUGACCCCGAAACGUUCUUGCGUUGCCCUGGUUGCCCUGUAAAUAAGCUUUUUAGAGAGGGUACGCAGUUGCUUGCUUUACUCGGGCUUUACUUUACCUGGUAUUCCCAACUAAAAGGCAAGUUCCCGUGCAAAACAUAAACCGAGAACUCACCGAGUUCUUGGCGAGCUUAGAAUGCGGUCAAAGAGAUCUCGACAACCGAGGGUUUAGAAUCUCAUCGCAAAUCCUCAUAUAUCAGCGGCUAAAACUUUUGCCUGGAAAUUGCCUUCGGUGUUUGUAUACGUACGUGAUGUAUUACGCUGAUAACGUUCCAAAGAAGUCUGUGUGUAUUUGUUAACAAAUUUCGUCCACCAAGACGUUCCUAGAUAUCCAUAUGUAUUGAAUGCAUGAUCAGUGGAUUGCAAAAACCAAGACCUAAGUAAAUUGAACUCUAACUGAGAAGAUAUUAGAAACUUUUUAAGAAAACCUGCGAGAAUGCUUUAAGGUCUUCAUUCUUUUAUCAAAUAAACCAGCACACAAGGCACUUCUUAACUGAUUCACGGACACGUUCUCGUUCAUGCACGAAUUCUUCGUCUUGCUGCUUUAUCUAUUCAUCGUACUUUAUCUUAACUUGGAUGAUUUGUUUUUACAGCUUUUGGGAACCUGUUGCUCUGCCGCGUUGCACCGUCGUCAUCUUAUGGUGUGGAAGAUUUUCGCGCCGCGAUUCGUUUUUGAGGGCGUCUCGUUCCUGUUGACCACAAUCGUGCUGGCUGCCAGUUUUCUGUCAGUUCUUAGAGUGGAUCAGGCGUUGCGAAGCUGGUUUAAGAGACUUGAGACAUCCGAUGAGUGGAAAAAUAAGAACAGAUAGUUCAUUUAUUCUUCACAUCCUUUGGUGUGUAAUCUUAAAUCACAGUUUAAUUCUCGAUCUUUAAAGGCGCCUUUGUCUAAGUACCGUUUAUAUGAAAUGUUUCUUUCUUAGCCAAACUGAU